UGUCUUUCAUGGUUACCUUUUUUGUGUUGCUCUCUUCUCUCUCUCUCUAAACCUCCUCUCUCUCUAAUGGGAGGGACGUUAAGUCCCAAGCGGCCAAGCUAAUCCAUCUGCUCCAACAAUUCUGACUCCGUUAUCUUCCCCUUGUGCAGCAGUAGGGGGUUUCCACGGCAACUUUAUAGGUGCUUUGGUUGACAUUCAAUUAUGUCAUAUCCCUCCAUCAAGAUGUCUGUGGAAAACCAGGGUUUCUUGGAAUGGAAAGAGGUGUUUGUUUCACAGGAAAAGGGUAAUAGACUAGUUCACUAUUACUUGAAAGAUUCUGCUGGAGAUUCCGUUCUUGCAGUUAUAGGUACAGAAAGAAGUGUAAGACACAUGGUGUAUGUUGCCGAGGAUGAUUUCUUAAAGGUUUAUGGUGCUGACUUGUCCAUUACUGAUGGCUUUAAAUGGAGAUCCAGAAGAGAAGUUGUUGAUUGGCUCACUUCGUUGCUCUCGAAGCCUCCUCGAGACCGUAUAAACUCCCCUACGCAUGAUUCUGCACAAGCUUUAGGAUCUUCUAGUUUGCCAAAGGAGGUAGCACAUGCACUUGGGAGCCAUGUACCUGAUGAUGCGGGUCAUUUCUCAAGAGAGCUUAAAGGGCUUAACUCAGACAUUGUAUGGUCAGGUGAUUCCUGGACAUGUGGCAAACAACUCAAGCAUUACCCUACAUUUUGCAGAAGUGGAACAGUUAUAGCCAUUCAUGCAUUUGUUCUUAUCAUGGCAAAAGAAGAAACUCAUUAUGUGGCAUAUAUAGAGGAUAUGUAUGAAGACAGGAAAGGGCAGAAGAAGGUAAAAGUAAGGUGGUUUCAUCACAGUAAAGAAGUCGAGGCUGUGAUUCGCGUAUCCAAACCUCACCUAAGGGAAGUUUUUAUUACUCCUAAUUCACAGGUAAUCAGUGCUGAAUGUGUUGAUGGUCGAGCCACAAUUUUAACUCCAGAUCAUUACGAUAAAUUCUUAACGAUUCUUCCACAUGCGUCUUUAGAAAGAGUCUAUUUAUGCUCUAGGCAGUUUAAAAGCAACAAAAUCAAGUCCUUUGAUCCAACUAAAUUAAAGGGAUAUUUUGAGCAAGCAAUCCUGUCUUGUUUAGAAGAAGAGGAAGAAUUCGUCAAAGGGAAAAGAAUUAAGAUGGGAUCAAAGAGGAUUAGAAGUUCCAGAGGACAACAAAGAGUUUUGACAAACUCACCUGGUGGCAAAGUUUCAGGCCAAAGAAGUGAACCGACAUCCUCCGGAGGGGCAAUUCAGAACUUGAAACCAGGUUUAUCAUCUAACAGUAGGCUGCUGAUAGCCAAAUCUGUUGGGGGACCACGCUCAAUCCUUUUGCCCUUCAAAAUUGGUGAAAAGAUUGAACUGUUGUCUAAUGAUAGUGGCAUAAGGGGCUGCUGGUUCAGGGGUACGAUCGUGCAGGCAUCACAUCAGAAGCAGGUGAAGGUUCAAUAUGAUGAUCUGGAGGACGAGGAUGAACCAGGAAAUGUUUGUGAAUGGGUCCCUGCCUUCAGACUAGCACCUCCUGAUAAAUUGGGAAUGAGAUGCUUAGAGCGACCGAGGAUGCGACCGCGGCCUCCCCAGGAUCUCUUGGAUAUUGUUUUUGAAAUUGGUGCUCCAGUGGAUGCAUGGUGUGGCGAUGGCUGGUGGGAAGGAGCAUUAGUUGAAACUGAAAAUGCUGCAGAUGGUGAUGUAAAAGUUUAUUUCCCUGGUGAAAACAGGUUCAUGAAAAUAGAAAGGAAAAACCUUAGGCGAUCUAGGGAUUGGGACGGUACCAAGUGGAGAGACAUCGGUCCGAAUGCAGAUAUACACUGUGCUGUUGCAGCAGCUCUUCGAGAUGGCACAAAGAUCCCUGCAUGCUCGAUUGUAGCUAAGGGAGUCGAGUCUGGUGGCACUGCGAUGUCGGACUGUGAAUUGCCCAGUGCUUCUAAACUUGAUGAAGUCAAAGAGAAUAAGCAGGAGUUGGAUGUUUCAGCUGGAUCCAGUGUCAUUCCUGGAAAUAUGACUGGGGCAAUCCCAAAUAAGCUGGUGCAGUCUAACGAGAAAGGUAAGAAAAGUGAUGGCGACAAUGAAAAAAGUGAAAUGGAGGUUGAUGAAGAGAAGGACAUAGUGGAUAUGAAGGUAGAAGAUGCUAUGGACAUUGAUAACGGAGGCCAUGGCGAGGGUUGUAAUGGUAGAAAGGAAGAAAAUAAUAUUACAUGUGAUUGUCUGAAUGAUAAGGUGGAUAUGAAAGUAGAUAUUGUUGAGACGGCAAGCCAAAAAUGUGACGUUGUAGAUUUGGAUGGAGAUGAUGCUUGAACAGAUAAGUAAAUUAUAGUACUUGUAGAUAGGAUACAUAGAUGUUGCCAGUGUUAAUGGGAUAAGUUCAUUUUGUUGUCUUAUAAGAAGACUUGGAGAGGGCUGUAUAUAAAUUAUAGAGAAUCUUUUGUAGGCUAUGAAAUUAAUGGGAUAGUUCAUAGUUAGACUAGAAAGACGGGCUCGGUGAUUGUGCUUGUGCCUUCGCAGCCAAUUGCGGUGCUAGUAAACUUAAGAUAUUGUGUAACAUGUGUCAUAGUACUUUACUGAACUAUGAACAUAACAGCCCCAUUAUUAUAUUGGAAAUGAAUUAACUUUAGUUAUUAUG
Messenger RNA from Papaver somniferum (opium poppy), 2638 nucleotides. RefSeq lists its product as uncharacterized. The record is from RefSeq and is a predicted model, not a curated record. The transcript has 7 exons. Bases 202 to 2313 code for a protein of 703 amino acids. Gene Ontology annotation, molecular function: chromatin binding. Lineage: Eukaryota; Viridiplantae; Streptophyta; Magnoliopsida; Ranunculales; Papaveraceae.